AUGUCAGUGUACUUUGUGCACUGCAACAUUUGCGGAACGAUGCCAUCAUCUAAAAUUUCUUAUUUUGUUGCUUCUUGUGGUCAUAUUGCUUGUCAGGCAUGUGUAGGAAAGGGUAAGUUGGUUUUUGUGGCGCAAGCAAUGAAAUUUCUGAACUUGCAAGAUCUCAUAACUUAGACCUUUUAAUUCAGGAUUAUUGAAUGUGUGUUACAUCUGUAAGAAGAGCGGUAAGAUCACUCGAUUGACCCCGAAGAUGGACGAUAAAGUAAGAUUUUUUUUGCUUCGUUUUUGCUUUUUUAGGUAACAACCCGGAACUACCUUUAUUUUAGAUCAAAAGAUUCUUUACGGAUCCAACUCAAAUGCUGCAACAAUUAAUCUCCGAUGCAACUUCUGCUUCGGCCAAGAAAAAAGCCCGAGAUUCUCGAUUAAACCACGACAACAAGAGUUUGAUGUGUGAGAUAGAUCGACUGAAGGCUGAAUUAGCUCAGAAAGAGGCCCAAAUUGAGCAGAUGAAAACGAGACCAACCAUGGUCGACAUUUCCAUGGAGUCCAGGAAGGAUAAUUCCUUUUUGGUGGCACCGGAAGGUCCAAUGCAGACUCCUGUCAAGCGAUUGGAGGGUUUCUCGGAGCAAAAUUCGGGUGAUCGAAGCUUGAAGAGAACGCUGACACAAGUUACUCCGGUUACGCCGAGGAAUAAAGGAUUGCCCGAAGACUCGAACGUUUCCAAUCACUCGGUCAAGUCGAAUGUCUCGAGACAAUCGGCGAACAGUUCCGGAUCUUCUGGCAUCGAUCUGCGAUUUGGACCCAGCAAGAAAAAGGUGAGUUGAUUGGAUAAGAGUGUUUAUUUGAAGGAAUUCUCGGUAUUACACUUGCUAUUUGUGGUUAUAUGUUUUUGGCUUUUUUGUCGGAAAAGCUUUGCCAAAAGACGUCGGCCAAUUGCAUGUUACUUCUGUUUGAACUGUCUUUAUCCAAUUUUAUAUGUUUUUAGCCCAAAAUGACGUUAGCCCAGCUCCUCUCCGCUUCAGCAGCCGAUAAACAAAUGAGUGUCACAACAGCAUCCCCGGCAGUCAAGACACCACUAGAUGUACCUCAUAAUCUUUGA
Molecule: messenger RNA, 1099 nt
Organism: Bursaphelenchus xylophilus (pine wood nematode)
Lineage: Eukaryota; Metazoa; Nematoda; Chromadorea; Rhabditida; Aphelenchoididae
Source: the annotation of a GenBank genome assembly